GUGCAUUUUCAACUUUUCAAAACAAGCUCGAAUUGGAGUGUGGUUCCACUAGAAGAGUGACAACACUUAAUUUGACGAAAGCAUUAAUAUUCACAGCUUGGAAAGAGAUAAUUUUCACAGCCUUCUCAUCCUGCUAUACACGGGGUCUUGUUAUGUUGGUCCAUAUCUUAUUGAUACUUUUGUUCAAUACCUCAAUGGGCGAAUGGAGUUAAAAAAUGAGGGCUAUAUUUUGGUUUCUAUAUUUUUUUCUUGCAAAGAUUGUGGAGUGCCUCUCAGCGAGGCAAUGGUUCUUUAUGGUGCAGCAGAUUGGAGUAAGGAUCCAAGCAGUUUUGGUUGCGGUAAUAUAUAAUAAGGGUUUGACCCUAUCAUGUCAAUCCAAGCAAGAGCAUACUAGUGGAGAGAUUAUCAAUUUCAUGACUGUUGACGCUGAAAGAGUUGGUGAUUUCAGUUGGUGCAUGCACGAUAUAUGGAUGGCCAUUGUCCAAAUUGCUUUGGCAUUGGUAAUUUUGUAUAAAAAUCUUGGUUUUGCUGCAAUUGCAGCAUUCGUUGCAACUGUACUAAUAAUGUUGUUGACUGCCCCUUUGGCAAACUUGCAAGAGAAUUAUCAGGAAAAGUUGAUGGAGUCAAAAGAUAGAAGGAUGAAGGCUACAUCUGAGAUUUUGAGGAACAUAAGGAUUCUCAAGUUGCAAGCAUGGGAGAUGAAGUUUUUGUCUAGGAUUAUUGAGCUGCGGAAAUCUGAAGAAAAUUGGUUGAAAAAAUUGGUUUACACUUCAUCCAUGACAACAUUUGUCUUCUGGUGUGCCCCAACAUUUGUAUCUGUUGUCACUUUUGGUGCUUGUAUUCUGUUUGGGACCCCACUUGAAUCUGGGAAGAUCUUAACUGCACUAGCAACAUUUAGGAUUCUUCAAGAGCCUAUCUUUGAACUCCCAGGCGCAAUUUCUAUGAUUGCGCAAACGAAGGUAUCCCUUGAUAGAAUAGCUUCAUUUUUGAGCCUUGAUGGCUUGCAACCAAAUGUUAUAGAGAAGCUUCCGAGAGGCAGUUCUGAUUUGGCGAUUGAGAUAUUUGAUGGAACUUUCUCCUGGGACUUAUCUUCCCCAAAUGCAACAUUGAAACAUAUUAAUUUUCGAGUGUCCCAUGGAAUGAAGGUUGCUAUUUGUGGUAAUGUUGGCUCAGGCAAGUCGAGCUUGCUUUCGUGUAUCCUAGGAGAAGUUCCAAAGAUAUCUGGGACUCUUAAAUUGUGUGGGACAAAGGCCUAUGUUCCACAGUCACCAUGGAUACAGAGUGGCAAAAUAGAAGAAAACAUUUUAUUUGGCAAGGAGAUGGACAGAGAAUGGUAUGAGCGGGUUCUACAAGCAUGUUCCCUGAAUAAGGACUUGGAAAUCCUCUCAUUUGGUGAUCAAACAGUAAUUGGGGAGAGAGGAAUUAAUUUGAGUGGAGGACAAAAACAAAGAAUACAAAUUGCGCGUGCCUUGUACCAGGAUGCUGAUAUCUAUCUGUUUGAUGAUCCAUUUAGUGCUGUGGAUGUUCAUACUGGAUCCCACCUUUUCAAGGAAUGCUUGCUUCGUCUUUUGAGUUUCAAAACAGUGAUUUAUGUUACUCAUCAGCUGGAGUUUUUACCUGCUGCUGAUCUAAUAUUGGUCAUGAAAGAUGGAGUGAUUACCCAAUAUGGGAAGUACAAUGAUCUUCUUAAUUCAGGAGCUGAUUUUAUGGAACUUGUGGGUGCGCACAAGAAAGCUUUGUCUACAAUCAACAGUUUAGAAGCAAGGACAGUUGAAAACAUAAGUUUGUAUACAAAAGAUAUAUGCUUUACUAGCACAAAUGAGGUUAUGGAGAAGGUAGAGAAUAAAUAUGCUCAAAACAAUAAAACUUAUGGAGUUGUGCCAGAAGGACAACUUGUUCAAGAAGAAGAGAGAGAAAAAGGUGGAGUUGGGUUAUCGGUCUAUUGUAAAUAUCUCACACUAUCAAAUGGAGGAGCUCUAGUUCCUUGUAUCUUUCUUGCACAAGUCUGUUUUCAGAUCCUUCAAAUUGGAAGCAAUUAUUGGAUGGUUUGGGCAACUCCCAUCUCAAAAGAUAUAGAGCCCGUUGUUGGAGAAGCUACACUUAUGCUUGUCUAUUUUGCUUUGGCCAUUGGAAGUUCAUUUUGUAUCCUUACAAGAGUUACUCUACUUGCAACAGCUGGGUAUAAGACAGCAACUCUACUCUUUAAUAAAAUGCAUCACUGCAUUUUCCAUGCUCCCAUGUCAUUCUUUGAUGCCACUCCAAGUGGACGAAUCCUCAACAGGGUAAGCGAAUUUUAUGUUUAUGCACACUGCUUUAAUCUGAGUGUUGUCACAACAGUCUCGUUAAUGCGACUUUGAAUUCUUGCAGGCUUCUACUGACCAAAGUGAAGUGGAUCUGAAUAUUCCUUUUCAAGUUGGAACAUUUGCUUUCACUUUUAUCCAGCUCGUGGGAAUAAUUGCAGUAAUGUCCCAGGUUGUGUGGCAGGUCUUUAUCGUUUUUUAUGCCAGUUACCGCAGCCUGUAUCUGG
Messenger RNA from Ziziphus jujuba (common jujube), 2527 nucleotides. RefSeq names its product ABC transporter C family member 3-like. Gene Ontology annotation, molecular function: ATP hydrolysis activity; ATP binding; ABC-type transporter activity. Gene Ontology annotation, biological process: transmembrane transport. The record is from RefSeq and is a predicted model, not a curated record. Gene Ontology annotation, cellular component: plant-type vacuole; vacuolar membrane. The transcript has 3 exons. NCBI's taxonomy places the organism in Eukaryota, Viridiplantae, Streptophyta, Magnoliopsida, Rosales, Rhamnaceae. Bases 216 to 2357 code for a protein of 713 amino acids.